AUGUUCCAGUCUUCGUUUAAAACACUAUCUGCCAAGGCAGCAGCUCUGCUUGACCAAGAGUUGAUGUCCAGUGGCUCGUUUUCCAUUGAUCAAUUGAUGGAGUUGGCAGGAUUGGCGGUUGCCAAAGCUGUCUAUCACGAAUAUCCCUCGACCGGUAGAAAUAAAGUAUUGGUAUUGGUGGGACCGGGGAAUAACGGUGGAGAUGGGUUAGUUGCUGCUAGACACUUGAAGCUUUGGGGGAAGCAUGAGCCAAUUAUAUACUAUCCUAAGAAAUCGACCAAGAAUCAAUUGUAUGCUAAUUUAUUGAAUCAAUUGAAGGAUUUGGAGAUUGCGGAGAUUGAGUCAAAUGAAGAAGUGAUUGAGAUGUUGAAGGACCAAAACGGAGUGAAGGUGAUUAUUGACUCACUUUUCGGGUUUUCGUUUAAACCACCUAUUCGUGAUCCUUUCAAAGACUUGAUUAAAUACUUAUCGGAUAAUUAUGGGAAAAUUGCUCCCAUUGUGUCGGUUGAUAUUCCUUCCGGGUGGGAUGUUGAUCAAGGACCAGUGGAUAUCGAUAUCAAUGCCACUACAUUGAUUAGUUUAACUGCACCAAAGCCCUGUGCCAAUCAUUUUGCUAAACCAGGUAAAACACAUUAUUUGGGAGGUAGAUUUAUUAAUGGGAAAAUUGCUCAAAAAUAUGACCUUCAAGAUUUAUUAAGCUUGUAUAAAAACGAUGAUUUAAUCGUUAAAUUAUAA
Messenger RNA from Hyphopichia burtonii NRRL Y-1933, 735 nucleotides. RefSeq names its product NADHX epimerase. Gene Ontology annotation, molecular function: NAD(P)HX epimerase activity. Gene Ontology annotation, cellular component: mitochondrion. Lineage: Eukaryota; Fungi; Ascomycota; Pichiomycetes; Serinales; Debaryomycetaceae. The record is from RefSeq and is a predicted model, not a curated record. The transcript has a single exon. The coding region runs from base 1 to 735 and encodes 244 amino acids.